UCCAGUGACAAUUGCGUCUGGGUCCAAGCAAACAUGAGGCAGCUGCCAGCCCGACCAGGCAGUCUGGCUUGUUCGGGCUGCAAAGCGGGAAGGCUGGUGACAGUCCCCUUCAGCUGCGGAGAUGCAGAGGACCAAGCAGGAAGCAAUGAAGGCGUCAGAUGGCAGCCUCCUAGGAGACCCUGGGCGCGGACCGCUGAACAGAAAGGAAGGCCUCAAGUGGCAGAGGCCAAGGUUCACCCGCCAGGCCCUGAUGCGCUGCUGCUUGAUCAAGUGGAUCCUGUCCAGUGCUGCCCCACAAGGCUCAGACAGCAGUGACAGUGAACUGGAGUUGUCCACGGUGCGCCACCAGCCAGAGGGCUUGGACCAGCUGCAGGCCCUAACCAAGUUCACCAAGAAGGAGCUGCAGUCCCUUUACCGAGGCUUCAAGAAUGAGUGUCCCACAGGCCUGGUGGAUGAAGAGACCUUCAAACUCAUUUACUCACAGUUCUUCCCUCAGGGAGAUGCUACCACCUACGCACACUUCCUCUUCAAUGCCUUCGAUGCUGAUGGGAACGGGGCCAUCCACUUUGAGGACUUUGUGGUUGGGCUCUCCAUCCUGCUCCGAGGGACAGUCCAUGAGAAGCUCAAGUGGGCCUUCAAUCUCUAUGACAUUAACAAGGAUGGUUACAUCACCAAAGAGGAGAUGCUGGCCAUCAUGAAAUCCAUCUACGACAUGAUGGGCCGCCACACCUACCCCAUCCUGCGGGAGGAUGCACCCCUGGAGCAUGUGGAGAGGUUCUUCCAGAAAAUGGACAGGAACCAGGAUGGAGUGGUGACCAUUGACGAGUUUCUGGAGACCUGUCAGAAGGAUGAGAACAUCAUGAACUCCAUGCAGCUGUUUGAGAAUGUCAUCUAGGACACAUGGGAGGGGACCAUGAGUGGUCAUUGCUUCUCAGCCUGGAGAAGCCUCAAUCCUGCCUCAUACAAGCAGCCUCUAUGAGAAACAGUUUUCUAAUAUAUUUGCAAAAACUGAGCAGUUUACUCCCAAGACAGACACAGACACAGUCUUUCUCUCUCUCUCUGUCUCUCUCUGUCUCUGUCUCUCUCUCUCUCUCUCUCUCUCUCUCACACACACACACACACACUCACACACACACAUGGUUCCUCUGACUUGGCAGAGGAGGUGGCAGCCAGAAGGUACCCCCAGUUCUUCCCAGAUCAAUAAAUGGGACUGCCUCUGGGGGUCCCUUGUGUCCUUUCUACCACUUGGGAGACCAGGCUACUCCCUGCCCAUGGACCCAUGUUCCUAGGAAGCUCCCAGAAGGAAGAAGCCCAGAGGGAAGAGGUCUGAGCAGGGGAGAAAUAAUGAUAGAAGCUGAGCCUGCAGCGUCACGCUGAUGCUCCUCUGAGGUCCUGGAACCCUGGUACCAGGUCACCUAUUUUGGGAUGAGCUUAGAUCAUGAGGGACCACUGGGUUACAUCCUUAAAGAACAGAGCAGGAUUGAGGUUUUUGGAGAAGCUGGGGAAACAAUUUGUCCACACUAUUGGAUGAUGGAACAUCAACUGGCCAAUGGAGAUGUGGUGGGUGGAGCUCUCACAGCUCCCAGCACCAGGCUGGCCUCUCCAAGGUACCCUUUGGUUCUGGUGGGGAGGGGUCACCUGGCUCAGGAACUGAUAACCAAGAAGCUGGACUGUAAGGGGAAAGGCCUGGUAGGGGUAUUCCCCUCCUCUUCCCUGGCCACUUGCCACCCAGUUCCUUGGCACGGCAGAUCAUUCACAGCUCUGUGGCUGCCCUUGAACAGGCUCAUCCCAACCCAACAAAAAGCACAAACACCCUAAAAGCUCAGGCCAUGCCCACAGGGGAGGCAGGGGUCCCUGACUUGGGGAGACCUGGGUCUCCUCAGCCCUGACUCAGUGGCAUGAGGAAGAUGCUCGGAAUCCAUCCUGUGCCUCAGAGCCUUGGGGUCUCAGAGCUCUUUCCCAGCCCAGCUCGCCAACUUCUAAAGCACAAACCAAGGACUGUGCUUGCCUGGGCUGUCCCCUGGGGAUGGGAGGCCAUGUCAGCUCUAAGUUGAAGCUAGCCAUGAGAGUUGGGGGCCUGUGACCAGGCAACAGGUCGGCAGACCUUCAGGAGGAGAGAGAGCUGCUCCUGCCUGCCCAGGCCUCCCCCAUAAGGGACUAAGUCCCAGGCAGCAUGUUCCCCAAAGGAACAUUCCCACAGAGUACAUUCCAUCAACUGCAGCCCAGUCUCUGCUCAGGCCCAGCUCCGAGAGUCCAUGGGUGUUCUCCCAGAAGGUCAGCCCCUGGCUAAGGGGGGCCCUUAGAGGAAAGGCAGUGUGACCAUGGCCCCCAUUCACAGGUGGAUCCCCUUCUCAGGGCUGCACUGACCCCAUCUCCAUCCUGACUGGGGGCCCCUUUACCCCAUAUAGAGGCCAUCAGCUUUCCCCGGCUCAGGGACCACCCCCCUCCCCCAGCCUGGCCCCUCCCACUGGGAUUCCUACACUGGUGAGAAGCCAAGGCCAAGGGAGAAAGUUACUAACUCAGCUCUAACCCACCCCACCCCUUAGCCUCUGGCUGCACGCCCAACCAGAAGGGGUCUGUCCCCCUUGCAGGGACACAGACUGGCCGCAUGUCUGCAUGGCAGAAGCGUCUCCCUUGAGUGCAGCCUGGGAGGGGGGGUUCCUGUCUCAGGGGCCCACCAAUAUUCAGUCCUAUAUAUUUUAAUAAAAUAAA
This is a messenger RNA of Chionomys nivalis (European snow vole), 2712 nucleotides long. It is a transcript of the gene Kcnip3, whose product is annotated as potassium voltage-gated channel interacting protein 3. The transcript has 9 exons. The record is from RefSeq and is a predicted model, not a curated record. Lineage: Eukaryota; Metazoa; Chordata; Mammalia; Rodentia; Cricetidae. Bases 122 to 895 code for a protein of 257 amino acids. Gene Ontology annotation, molecular function: DNA-binding transcription repressor activity, RNA polymerase II-specific; RNA polymerase II cis-regulatory region sequence-specific DNA binding; calcium ion binding. Gene Ontology annotation, biological process: negative regulation of transcription by RNA polymerase II; regulation of potassium ion transmembrane transport. Gene Ontology annotation, cellular component: voltage-gated potassium channel complex; nucleus.